Messenger RNA from Stegodyphus dumicola, 543 nucleotides. RefSeq lists its product as uncharacterized. Lineage: Eukaryota; Metazoa; Arthropoda; Arachnida; Araneae; Eresidae. Gene Ontology annotation, molecular function: chromatin binding. The record is from RefSeq and is a predicted model, not a curated record. Gene Ontology annotation, biological process: meiotic chromosome condensation; mitotic sister chromatid separation. Gene Ontology annotation, cellular component: condensin complex; nucleus.
UCUAGAUUAAGAAUUAUGAAUCCACCAAAUACUGAAGCUCAUGACAAGGAACAAGGAACUCAUUACAAGGAACUGAAUCCUGUUAAAGAUCCUGAGAAGUCAUUGAAUGUCGACAUUCCUGAGCUGCUGGAAGAUCAUUUAACAAAUUUGGUUCGAGGAAGAGUGCCCCCGAAUUUUAAUUCAGCUGCUUUGCUGCCUCAAGGAAGUUCUUGUGUAUAUGAUAAAAAGGUGGAGUACUUAUCCAAAUUGGCAAAUCAGUUGCAUCAGAAAUUAGCAAAGGAACAAAAGGCUGAGCAACAAAAUAGGAAAGAAACUGCCAAAGAAAAAGAAAGACAAAAAGAAGAAAAAUUAAGUGAUCCAUUUUUAUCUACUGAAAUCAAACUUGGCAAGAAUUUGAGUUGUUUAAAGAGUGUACCCAAAAAUGCUGUAAAUAAGCAGCCCUGUAAGAAGACACAACUUUUGAAAAGUCCGUUUGUACCUAUGUUAGAUUUGGAAGAUGAUGAGAAAGGGGAUGUUAUCUUUAAGUAAGUUAUGUUCUUUAAA